GAAGUCUUAGAGAGAGUCAAGUGUUUGAGAGUUUGUGUUAUGAGUGAAACCAAUACUCAAAACAAUGCAUUGAAUUGAAUACAAAACCAGUGAUUGAUUUGCAGUAAUGAGUGAAUCGGGUAUUGAUUUGACACUCGUUUUUGUGGAUCCGUUGAGCCAUUAAACCAUAUCUCAAGCCAUGUCUUCAGAAACGCCUCAAACAACAAACCAAACGCCAAAUGAGAUUGAGUUGAAUGAGAGGCGAAGACCGCCACCAAUACUGAUGCCCAUCGAUGUGUCGGAUGGCAGCCAAACGUCGGGCCCGAAGACACCGCAAACACCGGGUCCGUCGUCGGCCAACAGGAAAGCGGACAAAGAGCGCAAAAUUGGCCACAGAAGGGUCGACGAGGAGGGACAGGUGACCUACAAGAAGAUUCAGACCACGCAAAUCAUGGGAUCCAUUCAGUUGGGCAUCGGUCACGCCGUCGGCUCUCUCGCCUCCAAACCCGAGAGGGAUCUCCUGAUGAAGGACUUCAUGGAGUUGGAGACCGUGUCGUUCACCAAAGACGGCUCCAACACAACGCCCGCUCACCACUACUCGGACUUCAAGUUCAAAGUGUACGCUCCGAUCGCCUUCCGCUACUUCCGCGACCUCUUCGGUAUACAACCGGACGACUUCCUGCUGUCGGCCUGUAAUGAACCGCUCAGAGAGCUCUCCAAUCCCGGGGCUUCCGGUUCUGUCUUCUAUCUCACAGAUGACGACAAUUUCAUCAUUAAGACUGUUCAGCACAAAGAAGCAGAGUUUCUGCUCAAACUAUUGCCCGGUUAUUACAUGAACCUAAACCAGAAUCCGCGGACACUUUUACCCAAAUUCUUCGGCCAAUACUGUUAUAUCUGCGGCGGGAAAAACGUGCGGAUAAUUGUGAUGAAUAAUCUGUUGCCGAGUUAUGUGAAAAUGCAUCAGAAAUAUGACUUAAAGGGCUCGACGUAUAAACGAAAAGCCAAUAAAUACGAGCGCAAGAAAGAGUCGCCCACUUAUAAGGACUUGGAUUUCAUGGAACACCACUCGGAGGGUCUGUUCCUCGAGGCCGACACUUACAACGCUCUCAUUAAGACAAUGCAAAGGGAUUGUCGAGUAUUAGAGAGCUUUAAGAUAAUGGAUUACAGCCUUUUGGUGGGCAUUCAUAAUCUGGAUUUGGCGGCGAUGACCAAGUUGGAGAAACUCAAGGCCCAGUCAUCCACUUUGGCCGAAGCGGCCGUCUAUGAGGCCAGACUUCGCAGCGCUCGCGAAGCCGGUGACCAAACCGAUCACGAAGAGUAUAUCGACCACAAAGAGUUCAGUGAUAAUAAUAGAGCUAAUGAUAUAAAUAAAGGAAAUUCUGUCAAUUUAAGCCGAAGUAAAUCUAUUAACAAACAAAGAAUCGCCGCCUAUUCCACAGCCCUUGAGUCCAUUCAGGCAGACAUCGAACCAAUUGAUCCCGAAGAAGACAUUCCCGCCGGCGGAAUCCCAGCCCGUAAUUCAAAAGGAGAGCGCCUUCUGUUAUACAUAGGAAUCAUAGAUAUUCUGCAGAGCUAUCGACUGAUGAAAAAGAUGGAACACACGUGGAAAUCAUUCCUUCACGACGGGGACUCCAUAUCAGUACAUAAGCCCGGAUUCUAUGCCCAAAGAUUUUUAGAUUUUAUGUCGAAAAAUGUUUUCAGAAAAAUCCCUUCACGUAAGAGAGAAACUGUGUUUUCCGUAUCAUUUGAUUCCUUUCACAUUCAAACAACUAAUAUAUUUGAUUUGCCUGAAAUCAAAGGCCCUCAUCGUAAGUUCCGAACCCUGGUCUCGAGUUACAUUGCUCUUAAACACUCGCCAUCGAAGCGUAAGAUACCGCCGCCUCAAAGGUCAGGUCAGAGGCCUCCCUCAGAGUCUGACGCCGAAGCCCUUAAAGAAUUUCAUCACGCCAAUACUAGUCGUAUAGUCAACAAUCCCUCUCUGUCUGGAGGACCGGUUCAUAAGUUUCGCUACUCAUCAGAAGCUGCUCCGAGUCUGCGAACAGUUGUCAUAAAACAAGCGGCGAGUAAACAGUCAGUCGCUAUACCAGAUAGGAGUGAAAUUGUGAGCGUAUCACAAAUUGCAUUGACUGAAUCGGAAAGCAGUGUCACCAGUAGCUGUUCCAGUGCCACCUCCUCGGGACUGGGCUCCACAUUGCGAACGGUCACGUGGACUCCACCUCACAGUAUCGGCACAUCCACUCCCACCCAUACCGAGGGAACGCCUUCUAUCACGGAGUCCAGCGAAAGCGGAGAUAUCGCGUGUCCGACGACACCGAUUCGUAGCCGUAGUUCAACGCGUCACUCGCGCUCCAGUGACUGUUCAGACAAUGGCGCCGAUAAUAUACCAAAUGAUGCAGAAGUGUCCAAAGCCCCCAACGCCUCCAUUAUUAGCACCGCAACCACAGUCAACACCUGUUUGAGUCCAAUCGCUGAAGACACCUGA
This is a messenger RNA of Medioppia subpectinata, 2461 nucleotides long. Lineage: Eukaryota; Metazoa; Arthropoda; Arachnida; Sarcoptiformes; Oppiidae. The record is from the annotation of a GenBank genome assembly.